Messenger RNA from Erpetoichthys calabaricus (reedfish), 906 nucleotides. Its product is annotated as kyphoscoliosis peptidase-like. NCBI's taxonomy places the organism in Eukaryota, Metazoa, Chordata, Cladistia, Polypteriformes, Polypteridae. The record is from RefSeq and is a predicted model, not a curated record. Bases 27 to 737 code for a protein of 236 amino acids. The transcript has 7 exons.
AGUCUGUUUUUUUAUUACAGAUUUCAAUGUCUUCAAUCAUUACAUUAUUCACAAAUUUGAAAGCUCACAUGAAGUGCAUCUGGAUGCCAAGUGACCAAACCUCCGUCAUUUCCAAAAGUCCCACCUCAUCCAGUCCGAAGCAUAAGAAAACAGACAUCCCUGGAAGUCAUGAUUUUGAAAAAUCAAAGGAACAAAUGAUGUCAGAGGUAACAGGACAAACCCUGAAGAAGGUGGUCACAAAUCUGUGUAAACUGGCAUCAACAGAGCGUGAGAGGGUCUGGCUAUGGGUGUGCACCAAUAUAGCAUACGAUGUAGAAUUUCUGCAAAAGAAAUCUUCAUGGACUAGUGAUCACAAGGUGGUGUUUAAAAAACGUAAAGCUAUAUGUGCUGGAUAUGCAACCCUGUUCUACGAAAUGUGCAGGCUGGCACAUAUAAAAUGUGUUAAGAUACAUGGAAACUGUAAGCCAUGCAGCAUCAAAAAUAAAUCCACUCAUAGCUGGAAUGCUGUUUGCAUCGAUGGAGCAUGGUAUCUAAUAGAUGCAACCUGGGGAGCUGGAUAUGUCAACAAAGAACAAACUAAAUUCAUUUUUAAACUUGCAGACAUAUAUUUUCUUGCUGACCCAGUGAUAUUUGCUAAGAAUCACACUCCUAAUGAGUCAAAAUGGACCCUUCUUCAUGGCAACACCAACAUCCACCCUGGAAUAGAGAAUGAGAAGCACACAGCACCAGGGGCUUGAAUUAGCUGUAUUGGGAUGAAUGGCCUGUUACAAUUGAAAAUGUUCUUUGUUUUUAAUUUCAGAGGAUGUUCACAUGUCAGAUAUUGAUCUCUCUAUUUCUGUAUUAAAGUAAAAUCAUACAGAAGUGAACAGAGACUAGUACUGUAAGCAAAUAUUUUCAAGUCAUGAU